AUGUUUGCUCCGGGUUUCAGCGCCCAUGCGUCGGUCGAAUCAGGCCAAGCGCACUGCGGCGCGCGCGCAGGUUCAUCCUCCGGGGGCGAGGAGCGGAUUAAUCCGUUCGAUAUGCCCGGGGAAAACUCCCCGCCGUCGAAGAAGGCCCGUCGCGGUUCUCCGGUGUUGCCAGUCGACGCCGAUCUCGACGGGGUUCUACAUGAUCAGGAGGAGGACGACCGACAGCCGAGCCCUCCCCAUCCUUCGACGGGCAAGCGUGUCAUCUGGCGCGUUCCGGAAACCAGCCACACGGGCAGCUGCUGGCAGAUAAUCGACGGGUUCGCGACUCCCGAGGAGUGCCGCGCGCUCGUCGCGGACGCCAAGCAGGGCCUGGCGGACUCCCUGCGCCAACCCCUGCGGAGGUUCGAAGAUCCUCCCCUCGUCGGGGUAAAGUACCGCUCGGCGGACGCGUCCUCACUCGCGUCGGAGGCGCUCGCCGCUCUCUCCGCCAGGGCUGCGAACGUCACCUGCGUCGGGGUGAACAAAGAGAAAGACUCGGUCAUGAUCGCGCACACCUCCGCGCGCGUGACGACGACGACGCGGGCCGCGGUUCUACCAGGCGACGAGAAGGAUGAAAACGCCGAUGUUGGCAAAGAGCCCGGGGCCGCCGAGGGCGACGGGGUCGGUGCGGCGAGGGAGGGGAGCGUGGACUCCGAGGGAUUCCUCCUCCGGGAGGAUCACGCCAAGGACGGCGGCGUCUCUCGAUGGGCGAGGCUCGUGAACGUCCACCACGACCACAACAGGGACGAGCUUCGCGCGUGUACGGUGUUUGUGUACCUCAGCGACGUUGAGCCAAUCACCGGGCCGGCGGACGACGCCGACGGAACGGAACGGCGCAAAACGCCCGGGGGCGGGACGUUCUUUCCGUGCGUCAUGGGAGACGUGGACCCGCGGGAGGGUGACGACUUACGAGCGAGGCUCGCGUUGCACGGCAAGCGGGGGACGAAUGUCAUCUUCCACGACUCGCGCGACGGCGGCGCCGAGGAGGAGGCAUCGGAGGGCGACGCGCUCGUCGCCGAGUUCGGAACGCUCUCCCGGGGCGGCGUCGGCGUCGUCGGCGUCUCGGGCGGCGCGGGCGCGGGUGCGGAAGCGGGCGCGGGCUACGACGACGAGGGGAUGACGGAGACCAUGGCCGAGUGCGAGGCCAGGUACGCGGCUGUUUGCGCGUCGGGGCGGCACCCGCUCAGGGGCGAGUGCCCAGAGUCCAUGCGCGGCACGAUCCUCGAAGGCAACGGCGUCCCGGGGCUGUUAAUUCGCCCGAGAGAGGGACGCGCGGUCGUCUUCUGGCACGGCGAAGAUGCGGGAUCGUGUCCUGAGGCUUGGCACGCCCCCACUUGCGUGGAGGAGGGCUCGAGCGACAAGUGGCUCGUCACCUUUUUUAAGGUGCCGCUCGGGGCCAAGCCGAAGUUGAAGCAGGCCACGGAGGAGACCAUCAUGCCAGGAGGUUUGGAUCCGUACGCGGCGGUGAUGGCAGCGAGUCGGGGAACGCUCGACUCGGUAAAUAUGGUGAACAUUCACGGCACUCAGAUGAUUCAGCCGGUGCGAAAGAACGACGACGCGACGACUGCCGCAGCGAUGGAGAAGAUCGGGCGCAGCCCGGGCGUGGAGGUGGGCAAUUUACCCGGCUCGGAACUCCCGGCUCAGCUCGGCCCCGGCUCGGAACCGGCUAGGGCGCAGGGAAACGCUCUUACCGGCCUGCCCGGUUUAUCCAACAAUGUGCCCGGGAAGUCGUUGAGCCAGUGGAAGCAAAAGUGGUGCUGUCUGGUGGACGACUGCUUCACCCCGCGAAAACAGCCCAGUGAACAGAACAGUCGCAUGCCGCUCACGUGUAAGGAACACUCCGGAGCGCUUGUCGUUCUCUACGGCGGGGUGGCGAGCAGGGAGUGCCAGGCGUGCCGAACGUUUCACCCAAUCACCGCGUUCGACCGCGAUAAUAAGACGUGCGAGACCCGACUGCUGCGCAAGAAGCUUAGGUACAGGGCCAAGACGAUGCAGCGGCGCGGCAGCAUGCAGCCCGAAAAUCUCACUUACCCCGCGGGCGCGCACCCUUACCCGGCGGGAGCGUAUCCUUACCCGGCGGCGGUACCGGGUCACGUCGGCGUGCAGCCCGGCGCUCAGUUCGCUCCGGGCGCCCACCCUCUCCUCAUCCCCGAUGCGAACCAGACGGCCCUCCUCCUCGCGGCGGCGUCGCAACAGCGGAAUCAUCAGCAACAACAGCUGAAUUCUAUGUUGCCCUUUGGCGGCCCGCCGGGCGGUCCGGCCUCAUCAGGUCACCCGGGCGCGACGGGGGCUGGCGCUCAGCCCUCGAUCGAUGCCCUCGGGGCCCUCGGCGCGACCGGUCUCGAUCCUUGGAAUCUGGCCCAGUACGCCGCGCUCGUCCAGGCUGGCGCUGGGUCCGGCUCGGCUUCGGCUUCGGCGCAAGCCCCCGCCGGUUUGACGGGGACCGGCCUCGCCUCCGCGGGGCAGGACCAAACGCAGGCGUACCUCGCGGCGUUGCAGCAGGCGAACUCGCUGAGUGGUCUGGGAGGCGGUCUGGGAGGCGGUCUUGGUGGUCUUGGUGGUCUGGGAGGCUUGGGCGGUCUGGGAGGCUUGGGCGGUCUGGGAGGCUUGGGCGGUCUUGGAGGCUUGGGCGGCCUGGGAGGCCUGGGAGGCCUGGGCGGCCUGGGCGGUCUGGGCGGCCUGGGCGGAGGCUUCGGACUCGGUGGCGUGGGAGGCGGCGUGGGAGGCGGCGUGGGAGGCGGCCUCGGUGGCCUGGGUGCCGUGGGCGGCCUCGGUGGUCUGGGUGCCAUGGGCGGCCUCGGUGGUCUGGGUGGUCUGGGUGGUUUGGGCGACCUGGGCGACAGCGCACAUUUACUCGCACAACUGAGGCAGCAGGUGGGAGACAACGCGACGGCUGCCGCGAGUGCCGCCGCGAUGAACCAGGCGGGCGCUUCGUAUCCUGGCGUCAGCAGCGAGCUCGCCGAGAUCCUCCGGAACGUGGACCCGCAGGCGUUACCGGCGGUCUUGGCCCAGCUGCAACAAGCGACCAGCGGGCUCAACGGAGGAACCGACACCGGCGGUGGCGGACAGUAG
This is a messenger RNA of Micromonas commoda, 3111 nucleotides long. RefSeq lists its product with no specific name. Gene Ontology annotation, cellular component: nucleus. Gene Ontology annotation, molecular function: DNA binding. The record is from RefSeq and is a predicted model, not a curated record. Bases 1 to 3111 code for a protein of 1036 amino acids. The transcript has a single exon. Lineage: Eukaryota; Viridiplantae; Chlorophyta; Mamiellophyceae; Mamiellales; Mamiellaceae.